Messenger RNA from Phytophthora infestans T30-4, 1179 nucleotides. RefSeq lists its product as uncharacterized. Bases 66 to 1019 code for a protein of 317 amino acids. The transcript is spliced from 5 exons. Lineage: Eukaryota; Oomycota; Peronosporomycetes; Peronosporales; Peronosporaceae. The record is from RefSeq and is a predicted model, not a curated record. Gene Ontology annotation, cellular component: cytoplasm.
GAACUGAGACCACAGCUCGGACUCACUCGGCAAGCCAUCGCGAGGAGAAGAAGCGGCGUGUUGUGAUGGGGAACUCGACGUCCAAGAAGUCCGGCAUCAGUCGGCGCCACUCGUCUAGCACUCGCGAGCUCGAAAAGUUGACGCAGCCCACGGGUCUGUACCCGAGUUGUCCAUGGGAACUCAAGACAGCGCGUCGACUCAUCAUGGAGCGCAAGCUGGCGCCACGUUUCCCCGGUCAGGAGACCAAGGAGGGCUGCUUCACACUCGAGUGUCCGAUUUGUUUCAUGUUCUAUCCCGGAAACCUCAACACAUCGAGCUGUUGCACUAAACCCAUUUGCAGCGAGUGCUACCUGCAGAUCCGUCCGCCACAAAAGCCCAUUUGUUGCCCAUUUUGCAACCAAGAUGACUUCAGUGUUCGAUAUGCGUCUCCGUCUCCAGCUGAGCUCGCCACUAUCCGCUCCAUGAAGAAUCUGAGGUCACCGCGUCGAAGCAGCGCCAUUGGCAUCCCCAAGCGCGCAGACUCGGAGCCUGCACCUUCAAGCACACAAAGCGCACAGUACGCGUCGGUGGAGGACCGACACCGUAUCCGCGACUCGCUGCGCUCGCAACUCAGCAUCAGUGACAAGCCCGUGACCAACAGUCCGCACCCGAAUAGUGUCGCAGCACUCAAUGACGCCGCGUCGCAUCUCUUGACGACUCCCGCGGACGCUGCGCGUCUGGAAGAGCUGAUGCUCUUGGAAGCCAUUCGACGGUCCAUGCAGGAUGUCUGUGUCGGGAAGGACGACGAGAGAGGGGGGUCCCAGAGCAGCCGGCAUCCGACACGUGGGAGCGGAGAGGACGAAGACAGCGACAAUGAUUACGCCGACGUGGCGCCGUUGAGUGCGUCUCAGAUCCGAGUGAGCGCCUCGGGUGCAGUCCGCUAUUCGAUUGACUCGAAUCAACACGCGGUGCGUCAUAGCGACACCACCGCCCUAUCGCGAUCAUCGACCAUGCAGAGCUGGAAUCCGCUGGACACUUGAGACUGACGGAUGGACGUUGUGUGUGGAUGCUGCGUGGCAAGAUGGUGACGUGUACGUCAUACGAAGAGCAAGAGAAAAGGGCGCGAACGAGGACGACGAAGGGAAGGCGCUCGUUAAGUUAUUUGCCGUGCUCAGUUUUAUAAAAGUCGUUUUCUUUAAA